Molecule: messenger RNA, 2969 nt
Organism: Bombus huntii
Lineage: Eukaryota; Metazoa; Arthropoda; Insecta; Hymenoptera; Apidae
Gene: okr
Product: DNA repair and recombination protein RAD54-like
Exons: 10
Coding region: 381-2621 (746 amino acids)
Biological process (GO): reciprocal meiotic recombination; double-strand break repair via synthesis-dependent strand annealing
Cellular component (GO): nucleus
Molecular function (GO): DNA translocase activity; ATP binding; ATP-dependent chromatin remodeler activity
Source: RefSeq, a predicted model, not a curated record
GUAAUCAUGAAACAAAAUAAUUAAUAUUAUCAUUUAAAAAAUUUAUAUAUGAUAUAUGUGAUAUCUAUAUGAAUCAACAGAUUUAAUUCUGAUAAAUGUAACUUUAAAUGUUUUUUCUUUAAAUAUUUCGUACUUGAGAUUUAAAUGUAGUGGUGCGGAACCAGCUUUCAAUAAUGGACGAUAGGUGUGCUAAAAUCUAAGGUAGAAAGUAGAAUGAACUGUAUCACUUGUAUAACCGCGAAACUUGUAAAAUUUGUUAUUGCCAUUGCUUAUUAGUUAUUAGCUCAAGAAAUGAAAUGUGGAAAGUAAUAAUUUUACAGAGUAAUGAUAUUACGAAAUAAAGUACACUGAAAUUUGAAAAUGACAUAUCUUAUUUCAAAAUGAAUCGAUCUUUGGCACCCAGUAAAAAUGGCAAACGUCCAUUACUAUUUGAUAUAUCCAAUAAUGUGGCAAUGCGUCAGGUUGUGUCACCAGUUCAACAAACUAAAAAAAAGGCUUGCCGUAAUGUCAAAAAUGUACAAAUACCAGAAUACAAAGCAGUUGCUCUUUCAGCUAAUGAUGUGCAAGCUACCCAAGAAGUAAUUUCUGAACAUGAAGAACGUAUGAAAAAGAUCUUUAGUAAACCAUUUAAGAUACCAAUUCCUGGUUAUCAAUUAUCUGGUCGUGCAUUAGGAAUACGUUUAUCUGGUCCCCGUAGACCAUUACAUGAUCCUGAGGAAGCUAAUGCGCUUGUUGUUUAUUCACCUCCUGAAUUAUCUGAACAUGAAAAAUUGAAAAUAGAUCAGUCUAAACAACUUGUACAUGUAGUAGUGGAUCCUCUAUUAUGUAAUAUUUUAAGACCUCAUCAAAGAGAAGGUGUAAAGUUUAUGUAUGAAUGUGUAACAGGAAAACGUAUUGAAGGUGCCUAUGGGUGUAUCAUGGCAGAUGAAAUGGGCCUUGGAAAAACUUUACAAUGUAUAACUCUGUUAUGGACUCUAUUAAAACAAGGACCUGAAGCUAAACCACUUAUAGAGAAAGCUAUUAUUGUUGCACCAAGUUCAUUAGUUAAAAAUUGGUAUAAUGAGAUCUUUAAAUGGUUGAAAAAUAGAGUUCAACCACUAGCCAUUGAUGGUGGAAACAAAACAGAUAUCGACACAAAACUUACUGGAUUUAUGAAAACUUACGGCCGCAGGUGUAUAAAUCCUAUUCUGAUAAUCAGUUAUGAAACUUUUCGCUUACACGCACAAGUUCUUCAUCAAGAUGAAGUUGGACUCGUAUUAUGUGAUGAAGGACAUCGUCUAAAAAAUUCUGAAAAUCAAACAUAUCAAGCGCUUAUAAAUUUAAAGGCUAAAAGAAGAAUACUACUCAGUGGAACACCUAUACAGAAUGAUCUUUUAGAAUAUUUCUCUCUUGUACAUUUUGUUAAUCAAGGAUUAUUGGGAACUGCACAAGAAUUUCGGAAAAAAUUCGAGAUACCAAUUUUACGUGGUCAAGAUGCAGCUGCAACAGAUACCGAACGUAAACUCGCUCAGGAACGUUUAGCGGAAUUAGUAAGCAUUGUGAAUAAAUGUCUUAUUAGACGCACUAGUGCCUUACUUUCGAAAUAUUUACCUUUAAAAUAUGAAUUAGUGGUGUGUAUAAAAAUGGGAAAACUACAAACUGACCUUUAUAACAGUUUUAUACAAAGCGAUAGUGUUAGAAAAUCAAUGGAAGAAAAUUCUGCCAAUUCUAAAAAAGGAAAAAGUUUUUCAACACUUGCAGCAAUUACACUGUUGAAAAAAUUAUGUUGUCAUCCCGAUUUGGUAUAUGAUAAAAUAUUGGAAAAAUCUGAUGGAUUUGAAAACGCUGCAAAAUUAAUGCCUCCAAAUUACAGCACAAAAGAAAUCAUGCCAGAAUUAUCCGGAAAGCUAAUGGUAUUAGAUUGUCUCUUAGCUUCUAUUAAAACAACGACGAAUGAUAAAAUUGUAUUGGUAUCUAAUUAUACACAAACUCUCGAUCUGUUUGAGAAACUGUGUCAUAAACGUUGUUAUAACUAUGUUAGAUUAGACGGCACUAUGACUAUUAAAAAAAGAUCAAAGGUAGUAGAAAAAUUUAAUGAUCCAAAUAGCAAUGACUUUAUUUUUAUGCUCAGCUCCAAAGCUGGGGGCUGUGGAUUAAAUCUUAUUGGUGCAAAUCGACUUGUCAUGUUCGAUCCUGACUGGAAUCCUGCAAAUGAUGAUCAAGCUAUGGCAAGAGUUUGGAGAGAUGGUCAGAAAAAACUUUGUUUCAUAUAUCGUUUUCUUUGUACUGGUACUAUCGAGGAAAAAAUUUUUCAAAGGCAAGCGCAUAAAAAAGCAUUAAGUUCUACAGUCGUAGAUCAGGAAGAAGACGUUGCAAGACAUUUUACAUUAAAUGAUUUACGAGAUUUAUUUAAAUUAGAAGAAAAUACUAUAUCAGAUACUCAUGCUAAGUUCAAAUGUAAAAGGUGCGUCAAUGGUAUAGAAGUAAAAGGACCACCCGAACAAUCUGACUGUAAUUCAGAUUUGUCAGAUUGGAGGCACAUCUAUAAUCCACGACCUUUACCAGACAUACCAUUACGACAAUGCUGGUCAUGUGGAAUUUCUUUUGUUUUCUGUCAUCGAUCGCAUGAACAAGUUAAAUAGGAUUGCAAUUUUUAACUAUUUGCACAUACCUUAAUAAUGGGGGCGACAUUUUUUAUAUUAUCAACGUUUCAUAUACUUCUGUACAAAAGUUGUUAGGACGAAGUUUAUAUAAACAAAUUCAUAACAAGCAUUGUGUAUUUGUUUAAUAAUUGAAAUUACAUUGUAUGUUGAGUAUAUUGAAGUUAGUUUGUACGGAGAAAUAAUUAAUAUAUUAUUAUAAAUAUUUUAUAGAACAGGAAAAAAAAUGUAAUUUAAUUGUAUAAAAAUUGCACAAAUUGAUUAAUAUGUAAAGUAAAUUUUUGUUUAUGAAAGAUUAUUACAGUUAUUAAACAUUUUUAAUAGUUCCAA